AUGAGUAGUGUGUUAUCAUAUUCCCACUACACCAUCUCUCAAACUAAGGACAACCUCAAAGUAUCUGAGACCCAUUGGUUUCACACUGCUGGCACAGGCUGCUUUUUCUUUAGCACUUUGGCAUGCAGUUUUAGUGUAUGCAUUAAGAUACAUCAUUUAAACAACAAGAGAGAUAAUGAUUAUAUAAAUAUAUAUUAUAAAAUAAUCAAUCAUUACACUACCGUUACCACAAUUAUCCUUCCCAAAUUGUGUUAUUCAUUGGUCUCAAUUACUCGCAAGUUCCUUUUAUUUAGAAACAACACAUCAUGUGAUGAAAACUCAGGACGCUCAAUUCCACAUGGUGGCCACUUCCUCAUUGAGAAAGACAAGGACACCAGUGCGUUUCAAGGCACGAACGAACGCCUCUACGAACACAUUUUAGCCUCGGCCUUCAAGAAGCACGAUGCGUUCAAGAAUUCAGAGCAGAAACAGAUUUCCAGCCAGUGUGCAUUUACCUACGAGAGGUACUCUGGUGCAUACCUGCGUGCGACUCAAAGAAUAUGUGGCCCUGAAAUCCACAGAAGUGCUGCUCGGUGA
Cladocopium goreaui is the source of this 576-nucleotide messenger RNA. NCBI's taxonomy places the organism in Eukaryota, Dinophyceae, Suessiales, Symbiodiniaceae. The record is from the annotation of a GenBank genome assembly.